AUGGGAAAUAAAGAUGAUUUAACGAUUUAUAACAUAACUGAUCAUUUGAGGGAGAAAUUAGAGCUUAAAUUUCUGUGGAAUUUGAAUAGUGAACUCCUAAAAAGGUUGGAAUCUGAAACAAAAAGCACCAAAGAUUUGUUGUUUGUCAACGACUGGUUCAAGACUGAACUUGAAACUAUCGUUAGUCCAAAAAACUCCCCAAAUUUCGAUUACAAACGUAUCAAAAGAGCUAAAAGUAUUCUAAAUUUAAUCGAACUCAAGUCCAGUUUCGAUCUAGAUGACGAACGCGUCUUAAUCUACACAGCUCCAUACGUUAGAGACGGAACAUACAAACUCCUAAAGGGCUCCGAAGUUAAUAAUAAGUCAAACCUCUCACUGGAUGUUGUCAUGAGUUUUGAUUAUUAUAAAUGUAAUAGUGGCACUCCUAGUUUACUUGAGGAGGCGAUAAGCUCUAAGAUUAUUCGUUUUUCAAACCUUUUUGCACAUUUUUGUAAAUCCAAGGGCAUUAAUUGUGAUCUUAAACGUUUACGUAACAGUAGUGACUCUGAUGCGACUGUUUAUGGUAGAAUUGGGACUGAAGGUGAAGUUCCAAUAAAUCCCCUUAACGUUACUUUACAAGGAAGCAGAACUGUGGAUUAUGGGUUAAAAGUUCAACUGCAAAAUUUGCAUUCAAUCGAUGAAUUUUGUCUAUUUCCAGGACAAAUGGUUGCAGUUAGUGGUUUGUUUUACGAGGACAAUUUUGGAAUGAAGUACUUGGCCAACGACAUACUUUCUGGUGUACCUGUUGAUAAACCAUUUGUUACUUUAACAUCACAAAACAGAUUUAUGGAUGAAAAUUUACAUAUAAUGUGUGUUAAAGGAUCGUUACUGACUGAAAAGCUUGAACAAACUUCAUUCAGUGAAAUAUAUCAAGUUAUUAAAAGAGAUAAGCCACAUGUGGUCAUUUUUACAGGACCAUUUAUAAGCGUUAAUCAAGUCAUCGCUGAAGGAUAUCAAUUGAGUCGAUUGGGUGAUAUUACAUUUUUAUAUCUGAAGUUUUUAAAUGAUUUGGCAAAUGUUUCACAGAUUGGCUUGAUUAAGAACACGAAAUUUAUAAUUGUUCCUCACCCCUAUGAUGUGAUACUUGGAUAUCCGUUACCACAACCUCCGUUGAACUGUAAAUCGACUCCAAUUUUUAACAAGGCAUUCCCUCCAAACAUAAUUUUCCUCUCAAACCCAGCCUAUUUCCGAUUAAACGGAAUCCUGUUCUCUAUUACUUCCUGUGAUCCUAUAUCAUCCAUUUAUAAGAAUAUGGUGUAUAAGGGAAUAGAAGAUCAAUUGAACAGGGUUUGCAAAGAAUUGCUGUUACAGAGAUCGUUUUUCCCAGGAUAUCCAGCUUAUAGACUGCAAGCUGAAUACCCCGUAGACUUGAAAAAACUGAGAGAACUCGAGUUCUCAAAGGAUCUUGUACCAGACGUGCUGCUCUUUUGCAGCGCAGUAAAGCCAGAGCCAUUUAUAGAGUUCACAAACCAAAGAGCGUUCGUAAGUCUCCACAAUAAUAGUCUAGGAGUUAAGGGAAAGGUAAUAGACACUUACACUGAAAUAUACAUAACGCCGCUGGGAAAUAAAGAAGAUGAUGAACCGGUACAAGAACUCGAUAUACAAAAUAGAAUUACACUACUCUACACUACUCUGAAAUAA
Theileria parva strain Muguga is the source of this 1680-nucleotide messenger RNA. RefSeq names its product DNA polymerase alpha/epsilon subunit B family protein (gene Pola2). The record is from RefSeq and is a predicted model, not a curated record. Gene Ontology annotation, biological process: DNA replication; DNA replication initiation. Lineage: Eukaryota; Apicomplexa; Aconoidasida; Piroplasmida; Theileriidae. The coding region runs from base 1 to 1680 and encodes 559 amino acids. The transcript has 15 exons. Gene Ontology annotation, cellular component: alpha DNA polymerase:primase complex. Gene Ontology annotation, molecular function: DNA binding.